AUGUCUCCUGUAGAGGCCUGUCCUGUCCUGUCCUGUCCUGUCCUACCGGUGGCACGGAUAGGCAGCAGCGGGCAGGUCGGAAAUAGCAGAUCGCUGGCUGAUGGUAUUGUCAAAAUAGAUACUGUAUGCAGGAGCAAGGAAAAGCACAGCUGGGGAGCCCAUGAUCUGGAACAGGCCGAGAUGUAG
Molecule: messenger RNA, 186 nt
Organism: Plenodomus lingam JN3
Lineage: Eukaryota; Fungi; Ascomycota; Dothideomycetes; Pleosporales; Leptosphaeriaceae
Source: RefSeq, a predicted model, not a curated record